Messenger RNA from Erigeron canadensis, 849 nucleotides. Its product is annotated as PSME3-interacting protein. Gene Ontology annotation, cellular component: nucleus. The transcript has 7 exons. The record is from RefSeq and is a predicted model, not a curated record. NCBI's taxonomy places the organism in Eukaryota, Viridiplantae, Streptophyta, Magnoliopsida, Asterales, Asteraceae. Bases 73 to 693 code for a protein of 206 amino acids.
UUUUAUUUCCCAAUGAAGUAAGCAAGUAAAUAACGAAACGAACGGCGCUGGAGGUGAAAAAGAAAAAGAAAAAUGGCUGAUGCUCCUCCGCCACCUAGGCUGAUGAAUUUUGUAUCAGAGUCUCAGUUGGAGGAAGCUAAAAAAGCAAGAGGACCAAGAGUUGAGGAUGGAACUGCCCAACGAGAUCGCCCCCUUUUUGAGAUCUUAAAGGAGAAUAAGGACAAAAAAGAUGCAGAGUUUAAUGAAAGGUUUAAGCAUAGACCUCCAAAAGCAUUGGAUGAUGAUGAGACUGAGUUUCUUGAUAGCCUGGAGCUGUCGAGGAGGGAAUAUGAACAGCAAUUAGCAAGUGACGAAGCCCAACAGUUGCGCAGUUUCCAAGAAGAAGUGGCUGCACGAUCUGCCGUUCUACAUGAACUGAAGGAAACACCUGUUGUUUCUUCUAAACCUCCGGAACAAGCAUUCGCGGAGAAGAAACCACGUGCACGUUCGGUAGGAGUAGUUAUAAAAGUGAAGCCUCAAGCAAAGAAACCAAGAACAGAUCAGCAGGUCAACUCUGAUGAAUGCAAAGAGAUUUUGACAGAACACCAUUCUGCCACUAUUAGCACUACUGAUACAGAGAUACCUUCAAGGCCUAUCCAAAAUGCUGUCACUGGCGGGCUUGUUUCAUAUAGUGACGAAAGUGAUGAUGAAUAGAUAUCAGUUUUUAGUAUUUCAGUUUGUGCAACAUAACCUAUUAAUGGCUCAGUUUUUGCUUAGAGACUGAAAUGGUAGUGGGAAGAGUGGAGCCAGAUACUUUUUUGUACUUUAAUCAGUUAAAAAUAUAUUUUUAACACCUAUUUUCAAAACCAA